AUGUCGAUAUUUGUCGAUCUGGAGUUGAUGGGAACGGUCACGCUUGGCUUUAUUGCUUGGCUGCCUUGGCACAUCGACGAGGCCAAUGUUCAGGGCGUGAUUCUUAAGCCGAGAAUGUCAUCUCGGAGUGAUCUGGACCUCCCCCACCCUCCUUUGGUGUCCAGAUUGUUAGAGAAAGACGGAGAGGGAGCGAAGAUUGACCUGCUUCUGCAAAUUUUAGGGCUCUCGUUACUGGCCACGCAGACUGUUCGGGUCGUCUCUGCUACCAAGUCCGCCAGCGUCUACAACUACCCUCUCGGUUCGAAAGCAAAUUACACCUUUGCCUUGAACAUUCCUGAUGGAUCCAAUGAUCUGCACUUUCAUCUCUCGGGCCCAGCGAGCUAUAGCUGGAUUGCGGUCGGAACAGGAGAUGAGAUGGCAGAUUCCAUGAUGAUUUUGGUUUACUCGAGUGCAGAUGGCAAGAAUGUAACCGUGAGUCCUCGGCUGGCUUCCGGGGAACAGGAGCCGGAGUAUUCGUCUUCGAUCGACGUGACUCUGCUCGAGGGGACUGGCCUGGCCAACAACAUAAUGACCGUCAACGCCCGAUGCAACAAUUGUACCACGUGGAAGACGGGAUCUCUAGAUCUACAGUCCUCUUCUCAGCCAUGGAACUUUGCCCUGGGUCCCACGGGCAGCAGUGUCCGUUUACUACGCAGUGAUUCAAAGACCGCCAGCAUCGAACGACAUUCGAAAUACGGUGUCUUCAAGAUGGACAUGGUCCACGCCACUGGCGGAUCCGACGGCCUUCCGUCUACCUCCUCCUACGCCCAAUCUCAGGGCACCGAGUCCGAAGAAUUCACAUCCGACAGCAACUGGCCCAGCAUCAUCCAUGCCCUCGCCGCAUGCAUCGCAAUCAUCUUCCUCUUCCCCUUCGGAGCCAUCCUCCUCCGAGUCUUCCCCCAAAGUGUACGAUGGCACUGGGUCAACCAGACCCUUUCCACCGGCAUUGCCAUCCUCGGCCUCAUCCUCGGAUUCUAUCUUAGCACCCAAUUCACAAAGUCGCAGUCCUGGAACUCAACCCAUCAAAUCAUCGGCAUCAUCAUCCUGAUCGCCAUCUUGCUCCAGUGGGGGAUGGGUUUCUGGCACCAUCUGCAGUAUAAAAAGACCAAGGCCCCGACUAGAUUCGGUGCUGUGCAUCGCUAUUUCGGAUUCAUUGUUAUUCUCCUGGCGAUUGUCAAUGGUGGAAUUGGGUUGGAUUGGUCGUAUGCGUCUACAGGGGCGAUAGUCGGGUACUCUGUUGGGGUCGCGGUCGUCAGUCUGGUUUUCGUGGGACUUUUGGUGUGGGCAAGAUUGAAGCCUCGAGAUGGUCGGAAGGGGUUCCGACGGCAGGAGGAGGAGGAGUUGUCUGAGCGAACGCCGCAGCGGUGGUGA
Molecule: messenger RNA, 1410 nt
Organism: Penicillium oxalicum
Lineage: Eukaryota; Fungi; Ascomycota; Eurotiomycetes; Eurotiales; Aspergillaceae
Product: cytochrome and DOMON domain-containing protein
Exons: 3
Coding region: 1-1410 (469 amino acids)
Source: RefSeq, a predicted model, not a curated record